This is a messenger RNA of Ostrea edulis (European flat oyster), 5108 nucleotides long. RefSeq names its product copine-3-like. Gene Ontology annotation, cellular component: plasma membrane. The record is from RefSeq and is a predicted model, not a curated record. Gene Ontology annotation, molecular function: calcium-dependent phospholipid binding. Bases 1459 to 3096 code for a protein of 545 amino acids. Gene Ontology annotation, biological process: cellular response to calcium ion. NCBI's taxonomy places the organism in Eukaryota, Metazoa, Mollusca, Bivalvia, Ostreida, Ostreidae. The transcript has 16 exons.
CGAUUGCGGGAGACACAACAACAGGAAAAGAUACAACUUACAAGUGCCCGAUCGUUUUACAGGUAGAUCUAUACAGCUAAUAUAUUUGAUAGUUAUUCUGACUUUAUUUUAUAUACACAAUUCUAUAAAUAUUGAUACUGUAUGGCGCGUUUGUUAUUGACACCGAAUGUGCACCAAACGACGUUUUCUCUACUUUCAAGUUGUCAUUUCGAAUUUCCUCUGCUAUAUAAUACAACGGGCGGACUUCAUUUGUCCAAGAUCGGCGUACGCCGAAAUGCGCCGGUCGUAUGACCAGCGUAAAACGGCGAAUUGGCAAAUGAAGUAAACCGGCGUGAAACAAACAUGGAUGAACAUGUUGUUACAACAAAAUACAGAUUUUUUCGUAGUUUCUUAACAAUUUCUUUUUAUCUGCCAGCAUGAUAAGUAAUGCAUUGUGCAACCUCGGUAUACUUCGCAUAUGAGCAAAGUUGUGCAGUAUAGAGGAAUUAAACGUUAUAAUAUGAUUACGAUGUGACUGUUGGGGCGAGCGCUGCAUAUCUGAAUACAUUUUCAAAAAAUUUAAUUAUAUUGAAAACAAGGAAAACUGAUCUGGUUCACUGUCAAUACAUAGGAUUACUGUCUUGCUCUUCUCGCCAAUGUAGGAACCAGUUUAGCGGGAAAUGCAACGAGCGUGUUGUGACGUAGCCUGGUAGUUGUGACGUGACUGUUUACAUUUCUUUAGACAAUAUUUUAAAAAGAAAAAGAAAGGGGGAAGAAUAUGAUUGUCAUCCUUUCCUUUCAAAUAAGAAAGGUUUGUAAUACUUCAAAGAUUUUUUUUAUUAUUAUUUUACGAAUCGAACCAUCCGCCAUUUUGUACAAGGGAUUUCUGGGAUUGGCGUAAAAAAAAAAUUCUUGUUAGAGGUUGAGAUUUAGCUCAGAUUAUUUCCCGCACUCUUAGUCAUUAGAGCUCGCAGUACAAGUUGGCUCACUGCGCUCGCUAUUAAAGCUACGAAUGAACAUUUAUUUAAUCAAUGCAUUCAAUCAAUGAACAUGCCGAUCUAUUAACAAAUAUCUACAUUUUUUCAUCUCAUAACAUCAUCUUACCGUGAGCUUUCCGCCAUUCUUGAAAAAUCAGUGAAUUCCACGCCGGUCUUUCUAAACUGGCAAGAUUGGCAUAUGCCGGCGAACCUUUCCCGGACAAAUGAAGCAACAAGCCAGAUUAUUUCACUCAUAUGGAGACCUCAUCACUGCCGGUGAAGGGCUGCAAAAUUUAGGCCUAUGCUCGGCGCUUAUGGCCUUUGAGCAGGGAGGGAUCUUUAUCGUACCACACCUGCUGUGACACGGGUCCUCGGUUUUUGCGGUCUCAUCUGAAGGACCGCCCCAUUCAGUCGCCUCUUACGACAAGCAAGGGUACUGAGGACCUAUUCUAACCCGGAUCCCCACGGGAAUAUGUCAGUGUGAAGAGGCUGGAGCAAAACAAUGAACCCAUAUGGUGGUGCUGACCGGGGACCAGUGUCGCGAGUGGAGCUCAGAAUUGAAUGUAAAGCGCUGAAUAAAAAGGAUGAGUUCUCGAAGUCAGACCCAUGUGCAGCUCUGUACAUGCUGUCUCGAAAAAGUCAGCAAUGGGAGGAGCUAGGACGGACAGAGCUGAUCAAAAACUGUCAUGAUCCAAAGUUUGCACAUGCUUUCACAGUGGACUAUUUCUUUGAGGAAGUUCAGAAAGUGAAAAUAGAGGUGUAUGACUUAGACAAUGAAACAGCAACUCUUGAAGAUGACGAUUUUCUGGGCAAGGUGGAAUGUAAUUUAGGGGAGAUAGUUUCUAGGAAUCCCUAUAAUGGGCCUCUUUUGAAGAAGGAUGGAAAACCCAUGGGCGGAUCCACGAUUUUUAUCAGGUCAGAAGAAAUCAAGGCAGGGGGAGAGAUGGCAAGCAUGAAAUUUAAUGCCACCAAACUCGACAACAAGGAUUUCUUGGGGAAGUCAGAUCCUUACUUAGAAAUCCUGAAGAAGGCAGCUGAUGGGUCCUGGCAGGUUGUCCACAGAACGGAGGUCAUUAAGAAUACAUUAAAUCCGGUGUGGCGACCAUUCACCCUGUCUGUACAUGACCUGUGUGGGGGAAACAAAUCUCAGGAUAUCAAGUUUGAUUGCUAUGACUACGACAAUGACGGGUCACAUGACUUUAUCGGGACAUUCACAACCACGUUAGAAGACUUGGAGUCCAAAACUCAAGGAGGAAAAGAGGCCCAGUAUCCUUGUAUUAAUCCAAAGAAACAAUCGAAAAAGAAAUACCAAAACUCCGGCGUUAUACACUUGACAGAGCUGAAGAUUUUCAAGCAGCCAUCCUUCCUAGAAUUUGUUUAUGGAGGAAUGCAAAUAAACUUUACUGUUGGGAUUGAUUUCACUGGAUCCAAUGGGAACCCUGCUAAUCCCAACUCUCUACACUACAUCAACCCUUACCAGCCUAAUGAAUACAUGCAAGCCAUACAGGCAGUAGGCAAUGUCUGUCAGGAUUACGAUACAGAUAAAUUGUUUCCUGCUCUUGGAUUUGGUGCCAAAUUGCCAGAUGGGAAAGUAUCUAUGGAGUUUGCCAUCAACUUUAACCCUAGCAACCCAUACUGUGCAGGAAUUGGUGGUGUUCUAGAAGCAUACAAGACAUGUAUACAGAGAGUGAACCUUUAUGGCCCCACUAAUGUGGCGCCCAUCGUAUACCACGUUGCCAGGUUCGCAGAACAGGGCCAGAAGGAAGAAGGCACCAAAGGGGCACAUGCAUAUUUCGUCCUUCUCCUGUUGACUGACGGGAUUAUCACAGACAUGGACAAGACGAGGGACGCCAUUGUUUACGCCUCAGGCCUGCCGAUGUCCCUCAUUAUUGUGGGGGUGGGGGAGGCAGAUUUCAGCGACAUGAACUUUCUGGAUGGUGAUGACGGAGUACUGAAAGGAGCCAAUGGCAGGCCGGCUCUGAGGGACAUUGUGCAAUUCGUGCCUUUCAGGGAUUUCAAGAUGACUUCUGGUGCCGAGCUGGCUCGACAUGUUUUAGCCGAAGUUCCCCAACAAGUGGUUCAGUACUACAAGAUGAGGAAGAUCCCCCCCAAACCCAGACCGGCUCCACAAGGAACUUAAAACAGCUGCUGUAUAAUAAUUAAUAAUUUAUUUUAGUUGUGUGUAAUUAUUGAAUACAAGUGUAGGACAGCUUUGGUGCUCUGGACAUAAUACGUAGUGUGUAGUUUUUUUCUUGUAAUUUUAUUAAGUGGCAUUGUACUAAACUUACAGAUUACCAAUACGUGAAUAUUUUAAUUUUUCCUCCAUUUAUAUAAUUCUAUGAUAUAAAGUUUACCAUGUUUCAGGGCCACAUUUUACAAUAGAACUUGCAACUAAGACCAAAAUCUUCUUUUGCAAUGUAUUUCAUUCUUUACGUUGAUGAAAUUGUGAUUCUAAUGUAAAUAAGAAUUUAGUUAUGCAAUUUCAUACAGUUAUAAUUAUGAUCUUACAAAAUGAAUGAAGUUGAUGAAUUUUUAGAACAAUGCAACAUUUCUAGUCUUAAGCUCUUUUCUAAUUAGGGACCUGAUGCUACCAAAAACAAAAAACAAAGAAUUGUGAGGGGAUAAAAAGGGAGAUCAGCUAUACAUGUACAAGACUUGUGCAAUAAUUAGGAGAGAGAGAGAGAGAGAGAGAGAGAGAGAGAGAGAGAGAGAGAGAGAGAGAGAUUUUGAGCUGUGCUGAUUAUGAAUUUUCGUUUUAUAAUGUGCUCAAUUUCCAUGCAAUAAGUCAGGGAAAAUGAUUAUAAUAUUGCUUCAACAGUAACGAUCAAAUAAAUUAUUUGUCUAUAAACAUAAAGCUAACAUAAACUAAUAUCUGAAAUCUUAUUUUGACAUUUUCUAUCUGUCCUACCAGACAUUUCUCUCACUAGAUAUUCUGCCGUCAUUUCUUCUAUGAACCUCUUUACAGCUCUUUUGACAGAAGGCCCAUGUGAGCUUUCCUGAGUGGAUCAAAUCAUGUAUGUUGUUGCAUAUAUGUGAAACAUUUCACAUUCUCAACUUGUUUUCCAGAACGACUUGGCCAAAUUUUCAAACUUUGCACAAUGUUUCCUUCGGUAAAGGGGGUUCAAGACAAAGGGUCAUGCCGUUUCCAUGUGGAAUUAGGAAAUACAUGUAGUAUUAAAAAUAGGGCGAGGUUAUUUGGAAAUAUUCCUCGAAAUACCACUAGUUUAAAAAAUAUGACAUUUAUAUCCUCAUAGCUUUAUUACUGCUUAUAAAGUGCCAAGUGUUGAAAUAUGCAGGGGCACGUUUUACAAAAGAACUUACGACUUACAACCACCUUUACAUACUGGAAUUUUCCAGUUCAUUGUAAGAUCAUUCACUCCAUAUGCAAAACAUUUUUUGUAAAAUGUUGAAAAUUAAGCCUUAGAAAAGUUUUACUUCAUUCAUUCAAAAUAAUAACUGUGUAAUACAAUAUAAGACUUGCGACUUUUUCGCAAGUUGUUUUGUAAAACGGGCCCCAGCAUUCUUCAUCCAGCUAUGUAGCUCUAAGUUUGUUCUUACCUUGACUUUAUGGUGUAGGAUGGGGUCAUAAUAGAUAGAAAUGUAUUUUUAUGAUAAGAAAUACUUGAUUUUUACUUUGGAAUCCAAAACUAUAAUUUGAUUAAUGUGAAUGAACAGUGUAGAUUAUUUAAUCUUUGCCCCUCUCCCUACAACCAAAGGGCCAGGCUCUCUACAAGUGUGAAUUAAAAAAUAGUCUCAUUCACAAGGAGACUUUAUGGUCUGGCAAAACAAAUGCAAUUCUUAUAGAAAGGAAUAUAGUUGUUUGUAUCAUGAUACACCACCCCCACCUACCCUGGGCGGAGUAGACACACAGUAGAAAUGAAAACAUUACUCUGUGAGAAUCUUUGCAUAACAAUAGAGUUAAUAGGGCCUUUAAACUUUGAGUAAGUACCCCAAGACAGGAAGUGGUAUUCAUAGGAGUUGUCUAACGGCAGGUCUUGGCCACAGCUAGUGUAUCGAGGCACAUCUCUUUAUUGAACAAGGCACUCGGGGUGAACAUUGUGACCCAUGGGCAUCUGGGUUCAUUUUAUUUUCAAGCUUCCUUUUAUACAUUAUUGCUGCUGAAAAUUUUCUAUUAAAUUCAGUUAAACUUCA